Zea mays is the source of this 3030-nucleotide messenger RNA. RefSeq names its product zinc finger BED domain-containing protein RICESLEEPER 2. The coding region runs from base 742 to 3030 and encodes 762 amino acids. Lineage: Eukaryota; Viridiplantae; Streptophyta; Magnoliopsida; Poales; Poaceae. Gene Ontology annotation, molecular function: protein dimerization activity; DNA binding. The record is from RefSeq and is a predicted model, not a curated record. The transcript is spliced from 2 exons.
GCCGUCGUCCAUCGAGCACCUCGCCACCGCUGCACCAGUCCACGGCGUCGUCGUCCAUCGAGCAGACGAGCACCAAUACACGGCGCCGUUCCUUCCGACCGGUGACCGUGCAUCCUUGCCGUUGCCGAGUGCCGAUCAAGCGAGUGAGUCGAGCGACCAGCCGACCAGCCGACCACCAAGCAGCAGCCAGCAGCAGUGUCCAGUCGUCCAAGCAGGCAAGCCGCAAGCAGCAGCACAACUGCAACUGCAAGCUGCACGCCGUCGUCCAAGCAGGCAAGCACAACUGCACAAGCCGAUUUGCGCGUUGCGCCAGCAAGCUGCAAGCUGAACGCCGACGCCCUGUGCUCGCCUGCCCGGUGCUUGGCUCGUGGUGUAGUGAAGGCAACAUUGAAGAACGGCACCAACAUCGGAAGAAUCUUGCAAUGUAUGUGUUAAUUGUUAAGUGCUCACUGCUCAGUGUUUCAUUUUUUUUUGUUCUAGCAGAUUUGAUCAGUAGAGAUAAUAGUGUAGUACUCGUGCGAAUGGUGAAUUGGUAAUACACUAAUAGCUAGGAUCAGUAGAACUAGUAGUGUAGUACAUGCUUGUCCUCGUACAGUACUAAUUCUAGUGUGUUCUUGUACUAAUGUGUUCUUAUGUGAAUUGGUAAUACUGCGUGUUUCCUUCUUGCACAUGAGAUGUUUUCCUUGCAUCAUGUAUUCAUCUUCCUUAUUGACUUACUAUGUGUGUCCUCCUUUUUAAUAGAUGCCUGAACCUGAAGACAUAUUGGAUAAGGGUAUGGAAUCAGUGGGCACUGGCACUCUAGAAAAUGAUGGGACACAAACACAACCAUCACAAUCACAAGGGGCUGCUGAUCAAGAUGUGGUUGACCUUGACAAGGAUUGUGCACAACAUGAAAGGAAGAAGAUGGCACCAAGAUCAGAUGUGUGGAACCAUUUCACCAAGAUCAAAGAUGAUAAAGGCAUUAUGACAGCUGCAAAAUGCAAGUACUGCCAUCGCAACAUGAAAGCAGACUCUAAGGGACAUGGUACAUCUGCCUUGAAGAGACACCUACAAAGUUGCAAGCACAAUCCUAACAAGUUUGAAAAAGAUGGAAAGCAAGGAUAUUUACAAGCAAUUCAAGGGGAAGGUGUUUCUACUUGGAGGUUUGAUCAAGAUGCACUUAGGGAGGCCUUCGCUGAGAUGAUUAUUGAAGAUGAGCUGCCUUUUGCUUUUGGUGAAAAGCCUGGCUUCAAGAAAUUCAUGUCUAAAGCUUGCCCACGUUUCCAAGCACCAUCUAGAAGAACAUGCACUAGGGACAUAGUAUCCCAAUUCUUUCGAGAGAAAACCAAAUUAAAGUCUUUUUUUAAAGACUCAUGUCAAAGAGUUUGCUUAACCACAGAUUGUUGGACUUCCCAACAACAAGAUGGUUAUAUGGCAGUGACUGCAACUUUUAUAGAUGAGGGUUGGAAUUUGCAUAAAAAAAUCAUUGGAUUUUUUAAGGUUAAGGGACACAAGGGAGAAGAUAUUGGAAAAAGUUUAUUGAAAUGCCUGACUGAAUGGGGAUUGGAGAGAGUGAUGACAGUAACAGUUGAUAAUGCAUCAGCCAAUGAUACUGGUAUUGCUUAUUUGAGGAGGCACCUAGGAAGAACCCACAUAGCAAAAGGAAACUUUCUGCACAUGAGGUGUGCUGCCCAUAUUAUUAACCUUAUUGUGCGAGAUGGUUUGAAAGAAGUGGACACAUCAGUGAAGCGUGUUAGAGGUGCUAUUAGAUAUAUCAAAGAUGGGACUUCAAGAUUGGUUAAGUUCAAAGAAAUUGCUGAGGAAGAGGGGUUGAACACCAAGGCAUUUCUAAAGCUUGAUGUCCCAACUAGAUGGAACUACACCUAUCUCAUGCUUAAAGCUGCAAUUGCAUAUGAAAAGGUAUUCUUAAGGUUGAUUGAUGAGGACAAUAACUAUUGUAUAGACCUUUCUGAAGAAAGGAAGGGUGAUGGUUACCCUGAUGAAGGUGAUUGGGAGAAUGCAAAAAAGAUGGCAGAGUUUCUUGAGCAUUUCCAUGACCUUACUGUACGUGUUUCAUCUAGUUUACAUGUGACUAGCAAUAGUUUCUUUCAUGAGAUUGGUGAAGUCCACUUGCUUAUUAAGUCUUGGAUGAGUAGUCAAGACAAUCUACAAGUAUCAAUGGGCAUGAGAAUGAAAGAAAAAUUUGACAAGUAUUGGGGGGUUUGGCACACAAACAAUAAGGAGAAUGAGUAUGUGCAAGAGAUGGAGUCGGAGAAGGAGAGGGGAAAGGCGAGGGGAAAGGGAAAGGAGAAGGAUAAAGAGAACAUUAAUCUACUCAUUUUUGUUGCAGCUUUCCUUGAUCCAAGGUACAAAUUAUCUAUGUAUACGAAGAUUAUAGUUGAGGAGAUAUUUGGUGAGGACAGGGGCCAGUUAGUUUGGGCAGCUAUUAACUCUUGUGUCCGUGAGCUGUUUGAAGAAUACAAAAAUAUUUAUGCUCCAACUGAAGUAACAACUGAAGUAACUGAUCCUAGUGAAGCAAAGGGUGGAAGAGGAGGCAAACUUAGAGAAGUAAUUGCCAAGAGGAUGAAGAUGACCAACUAUUCUAGUAGCACAAUGAAGUCAGAACUUGAAAAGUAUCUAACUGAAGAGACUGAAGACACUGAUACAAAGAUUGACAUACUUUUUUGGUGGAAGGUAAAUGCACAUAGGUUUCCUAUUUUAGCUCACAUGUCCCGUGAUGUGCUUGCUAUUCCUAUCUCAACAGUGGCUGCGGAGUCCGCUUUUAGCACGAGUGGACGUAUCUUAGAUGACUUUCGUACAUCGCUAACUCCUUUCAUGCUGGAGGCACUUGUAUGUACCCAAGACUGGUUGAGAAGGACUACUCCAAUCAACAUCCAAGAGAAUAUGGAGGAAUUAGCCAUGAUUGAAGCAGAUUUAAUUGAAGAAUUUGGUGGGAAAGGGAAACAAAAUCCUACCACUUCCAAGUCUCAAGCUACACCAAGCAGCAGUAGAUGCCCUCCCUCUAAAUCUGAUGAAAGACCUGCUACUUAA